Mirounga angustirostris (Northern elephant seal) is the source of this 6693-nucleotide messenger RNA. It is a transcript of the gene GASK1A, whose product is annotated as golgi associated kinase 1A. Gene Ontology annotation, cellular component: Golgi apparatus. The record is from RefSeq and is a predicted model, not a curated record. NCBI's taxonomy places the organism in Eukaryota, Metazoa, Chordata, Mammalia, Carnivora, Phocidae. Bases 4709 to 6397 code for a protein of 562 amino acids. The transcript is spliced from 8 exons.
GACCUGAGCCGAAGGCAGACGCUUAACGACUGAGCCACCCAGGCGCCACCCUAAAUUGCUUUUCUAAAAUGAAUACUAUACUAACCACUAUGGUUUAGGAUCUUUUGAUUUUGCCUUGGCAUAUCUACCCAGCCAUGUACCUUGUGAUGACUUAGUUUCUUCUGAACAGGAAGUGAGAUCCUAACCCUUGCUCUCCCAUAUUUAAAGGUCUUUUGGGAGUGAUCAGAGGAGUUCUUAUAAAGGUCUGGGGUCAUGCCAACCACUGAGGACUUGAGAUUAAAUUACCUUGAAGAGAUAUGAUCUAGGUUCCACACAAGGUUCUCAUCAAUUCUAGGGAAGUGUUGGCCUCAGUAGGACAUGACUGAGAGCUGUAUGUUCCUCUGGAUCCAGCCUUCUUGGCUGUGUGGUGGUUUUGUGGGAGACAAUGGUUGAACAUGAAUGUGAGAUAAAAGAGUUGUAAACUUGAGUCCCGUGUAGGGCAUUACAGUAGCAAAUGAGGACAUCCAGUAGUGGUGGACAAAUGAAACUAACGAAACCAAUCAAGGUAGUCUAAGAAAGGUAUGCAGGUAUGUAGGCUUCUAGGUGGGGCCUAGACUCACUUCGUCCUGCUACUGACCCUCCCUCCCCAUGCAAGGUGGUUCUCCCUACUAUGCAGGACCAAAAAGCACCGCCUUCUUGACAUCCUUAGGGUCUUCUGGGUGCACAAUAAGAUCACUACUCUAUUUCUCGACUUCCAUUCAUUCAGCAAACGUUUCGGAGGCUCCUCUGCUCUGCAGUCCCCACCCCGUCCAGGCCAGCCCUUAGCCUUGUUCAGAUCUCCCCACCAGACCGACUGCUCUUCCAGGCUCUGAAGAGACACCUCCAGAUGGGAAAUCUGCCAGGUGGGGCCCGGGCCUGUCUGGACGGGGAACAGGCUGCUGCCGCCUAGGGGAAGGAUGAUCUAUGCGGGAUCUAUUGCUCAUUGGCCUGGCUGGGCCCCGCCCCCUCAUCUGAUAGCCAAUGAAAUAGUACCCUGCUUCUUGCUUUAGUCUUAGGCUCCGCCUCCUGCUGGAGAUCAGGUGUAGAAGCUUCUUCUGGGUCUCUGGAGGCAGGGAAAGAAGCUAGCUACCGCUUCACCCGCCCUCCCUUUUCCUCAGAUGUGUCUCUCAGGAACUAGAAGGGGGUGGGAACCCCCGAGAUGUGGGGUCCUCCAAGUUUACUAGAGAGAAUUUCAGAAAAUGUACAGUGUGAUGACGUACUUACGGCGCAGCCCCUAUUUUCUUUAACGCGUGAGGGUUUAGUUUGUGAGGACCAGGAGUGGUGCCCCAAACCUGUUAGCUAGAAAGCUGUAGAGGCUGCCGGGAGCCCACGGUGAGCGGGUCUGGCUUGGCCUGAGCAGGAGGUGAAGGACUCCGCGGGAAAUGGGCGCAGUUACUGCUGCUACAGGGAUCCUCACCCAACCCCUUGAGCUCAACUCGAUUCCAUGGAGAGGGGGCGCUGACAGCCCCGGGACCCUGGUCUUGCCCGCUGGUUUCUCGUCCCCACGACAGCUUGUGGCCUGUUCAGAUUCUGGUACUGACACAGAUUCGAGUAUUGACACCGAGGUCCUCAAAAAGUUUUAAAGGUCUUCGCUCCAGGACAUGCUAUCAAUAGAGAACACGACUUCCCGGUCGCUCCAGCCCUCUCUUGUCCCAGCUGUGGAGACCUCAGCCCUGCCCCGCGGCCUGUGUAUGUCUUAAUGGUCUUUCUGCCUUUUCUGGUGGUCCUUCACUUACUUCACUUGCCUGGCCUGGUGUAAACCCAAUCUGGAAGCUGUCCAUAGAGCCAAGUUUUGGGAAUAUUGAAAUAGUUGGGUCUUUUUACCCCAAGAUGGAAGCUAUUUACUUCAUCCACAAAUGGGAGAACGUAGAGCCCUGGAUUUGGAUUGUCCCAUAUGAAUGUUUAAUCUAAAAAUCUCAUGACGGGGGCGCCUGGGUGGCUCAGUCGUUAAGCGUCUGCCUUCGGCUCAGGUCGUGAUCCCAGGGUCCUGGGAUCGAGCCCCACAUCGGGCUCCCUGCUCCGCGGGGAAGCCUGCUUCUCCCCUCCUUCUCCCCCUGCUUGUGUUCCCUCUCUCGCUAUGUCUCUCUCUGUCAAAUAAAUAAAUAAAAUCUUUAAAAAAAUAAAAUAAAAUAAAAUAAAAAAUAAAUAAAAAUCUCAUGACGAGUCCUAGCCACCAAGCACCUAAUAGGUGUCCAAUGUUUAGCAUACAGUUUCAUAUAUACAGUAUUGAAGAUACGAAGAGAUUUCUUAACCUUUUCACAUCCUUUGUCACUCUUCUCAUUACAUUCUCUUAACUUUCCCGUCAUUGUCAUAAUCUAAUUGUUAGGGUUCCUAACAAUCAGAUUAAAUAUUUGGUCCCUGCUGUUAGUGAAGUGUGUUGGGUUGUGAUUUAUUUUCAACUUGAGCUUGUUAUCUAUGCUUCAACUCCAUAGAUUUGGUUUUCCUCAUAGGCAAGUAGGAGGGAAUGUUUUGUUGGGUGGUCUCUGCUGUUGUUCUACUUCCAGAGGAUUUUCUUUUCACAGAUUGUCACCUGUGCAGAUCAGACCUUUCUGCUUCAAUCCUUUUGUUUCAGAUGCCAAUAUUAUUAAGUAUCCAUUGUAAGGGACAUUUAUUACAAAGAGAGGACGGCAGUAUGAUUUAAGGGAACUAGAGCACACAGCUACAAGGGGGACCUAUUUACUCAGUAUGAAUCACUUCUUUUUGUUACCCUGGGACAAAAACCAUCCAUGAAUUUAGCAGUAUUACUUGUGUGGGUUUGCAUUGUGUUUUCUUGUACCUCCUGCACUAAUACCUUCUCUUUUUCCUUAUUGGAUUCCCUAUAAUCGCCAAAAUAUGGUUUUUAGCCUCUCCUAACAGCUCUGUUUCUCUGAAAGCCUCAGCUUCGUCUACCUUCCUGGAUGACUUUCCGGAUUCACUAAGAAGGGUCAGUGGAGGAAUGGGCAGUGUACUGAGUAUCUAAAGUCUUUUGUCUGAUGCUAUUGUAGUACCUGAGACUUACAGCAAACUGCAGAAAUGGAGCUGAAAUGUAAGUUGUUUUUAAGGUCUAUAAGUGCAUUCACUUUUGUGCUUGUUAAAUAAUCCUGACCUGAUAGCAGCUAUUUGAAUUUCAGGUGUUACCUUUAAUGUGUAAACCUUGCUGAUUCACUCUACUGAAUGGCAGAAGGCUUACUUCUUAAUGAUGCACUAUUAACUGAUAUUAGAAAUGAAAUUGCUUUGCUUCUCUUAUACUAUAAUAUUUAGAACUUGGAGUAUUUGAGAUACGUCAUGAAGUUGAUGGAUCAUUUAAUAUGGUAGUAUGUUUCUUCUCACCAUCUACCCCCAACACUUACAAAACUGAAUGAAGAUCUUAUAAUCAAUCUGUGUAUUUAGAGGGAAAAAUAGUAGUGGAGAGACAUAAGGAUAUUCCUAAUAAACUCUUUCCAAAUUCUGUUCUGACUUAUUACUUAGGUAAUAAAACUGUCCUAUUCUAAUAUUUUAAAGAACAUAAGAGGAAAAACAGAUCUGGGGGAUCUUAUGGUGUUUGAUGGAUUCCUUGUAAAUAACUCAUUCCUAACUGUACUGUGUGGAUUCUAGAGAUCUUAACUGGAGCCCCAGCUUUCUUUUCAGCCUAUCACAUUCUAUUCACUAACCACUUUAGUUUCCUUUUCUGUCCUCUUUCCUAUGAUGUUUCUCUGGAUUACUGAAAGUUACAGAUUUCUCAGUCUACCUCCUCAUCACACAUUCUUGGGAUGAUUUUUUUUUAAAGAUUUUAUUUAUUUAUUUGAGAGAGAGAAUGAGAGAGAGCAGGGUCAGAGGGAGAAGCAGACUCCCCGCAGAGCAGGGAGCCCGAUGCAGGACUCGAUCCAGGGACUCCAGGAUCAUGACCUGAGCCGAAGGCAGUCGCUUAACCAACUGAGCCACCCAGGUGCCCCUCUUGGGAUGAUUUUUGUUUCCUUUCUGUGUUCCUCUCUAUGCCCACUAUUUCAUCACUGAGAUGAGAAUUGCCAUGAUACAAGGCAGUAACUGAUGAAUAGUAGUAGUUCACGUAGCCUCAAACAGGGGGGUCAGAUGUGUGUACAGGAGUUUUGGUCAGUAGGGUUACUGUUACUAAAGCUUCUUUCUUUAUCUUCAGCUCCUGAGACUUACUUUUCCCCAAGAUAAGAAUAAAAGAGGUCAGAUGAUGACAGCAAUAUCCUUAAAAGCCAGGCCCCAGUAGUGUCACUGACUUGCAAACCAGUUCUGAUCUCUCAGCUGGCGCAAAGGAGAGAGCUAUGUUUCACCCAGCCACAGGGAGCCCUAAGCAAGAAGAGCAGGAGAGCUGGCCCCAAAAGGUUAUUAGGCCCUCCCCUUUUUGGCCUGGUCACACCAAUCCAGCCCUACCUCUUGCCUCUCCCCAAAGGACUCUGGACUAGCCUGGAUGUGUCAAAUCCUGCCAGUCAGCCUUGAAGCUCAGUGCAUUGUGAGGGGAUUUCUGUCCACGACUGGUGAGAGAAAUUCAGGAUACUCAUUACUCUGAAUUCUCAGAAUCCAUCUUCAGAUCUUAAAUGGUGUGGUCAGCUAAACAGUAUCUCCUGAACUUGAAAGAAGUGUUCGGCAUUAGGAAGCAUGUUGAGCUGAUGCUGGCCUUCAUUCAUUCUCUACAUUGCUGCUUGGGUACAAGAACAAGGCAUCUUGGCUCUGGAGAAAGCUGCGUGGCAAGAGGCGGUGGGUGAUGGCAUUCUGCCUCUUGAUGACUCUGUCUGUGGUGACUGUCACCUGCUUCCUCCCACAGCAUCCAGCCACUGGCCCAGACCCGGGUCCCAUGGAGCCCCAGGAGGUCAUUGGAGCCCCUGGCCCCCACAGCCGGCAGGCUCUGAGCUCUAGCUGGAGGCAGCGGGCAAGAGACCUAGGGUUCUGGAAAGGCUGGCCCUUGCCUAGGAAUUCCAUCCCCGUGUGUGCUGAGGAGAAAGGCCACAGGGGGACAGUGGAAGGAAGCAGGAAGUCCCUGGGAGAGGACAGCAAGCAUCCAGGGAGGGUCAGGAGGGACAUUACUUCGGCCUCUCCAAGAAAUUUGAGACUCAGUACCUCGCGUCUUUUGCUCCUGAGGGACGAUGAGGUCAGGGCUCCAGGAAGCAAAGACUUGGGUACCCCCUGGCAUGACAGUCCCAUCGGAGAGGCACAGAAUGAGACUGGCACCCUGGCUGACCCCGUCACAGGACGUGGCAUGACAGCUUUACAGGCUUGGAGAGCUGCUGUUGGACUCACCCUCCGGCCCCACCCAGUGGAAAGCAAGAAUCUGCCGGGAGCUAGGAACGGAGCCUUAACUGGUAGGCGACAAGCAGGGCAUUCCACCCCAGUUACAGGGGCUCGUCGGUGGCCUGGCUCUGUUGCAGAGCUGCAAGAAUCUGUCUGGUGUGAUGCCGAGACCCCUGAGCUGUUGACCAGCUUGAGGACCGGUGGGCAGGCCCCCCCAUGGUUCACGGAGCACGAUGUGCAAACACUCCAGCUGCUGGCCCAGGGGGAGGUGGUGGGCAAAGCCAGGGUCCCUGGCCACGGGCAGGUGCUGCAGGUCGGCUUCUCCAGUGACGGUGCCCUUCGGAACAUGUCUUCCGGGCUCAGCCAUCUCUGCUCCCAGGGGCUCUGUGGCCUGAUCAAGAGGCCUGGGGACCUGCCGGAGGUCCUGUCCUUCCACGUGGACCGGGUGCUGGGGCUGCGCCGGAGCCUGCCUGCCGUGGCCCGGAACUUCCACAGCUCCUUGCUGCCCUACCGAUACACGGAUGGUAGCACCAGGCCCGUCGUCUGGUGGGCGCCUGAUGUGCAGCACCUGGGAGACCCAGAGGAUGACCAGAACUCUCUGUCCUUGGGCUGGCUGCAGUACCAGGCCUUGUUGGCACAUGGCUGUCGCUGGCCAAGCCAGGCCCCCUGCCUGGGCAUCCACCACACCGAGUGGGCACGCCUGGCGCUCUUCGACUUCCUGCUGCAGGUACAUGACCGCCUAGACCGCUCCUGCUGUGGCUUCGAGCCCGAGCCGUCGGACCCCUGCGUGGAAGAGAGGCUCCGAGAGAAAUGCCGCAACCCCGGCGAGCUGCGGCUGGUCCACAUCCUGGUCCGGAGCAGUGAUCCAUCCCAUCUGGUCUACAUCGAUAAUGCCGGCAACCUUCAGCAUCCUGAGGACAAGCUGAACUUUCGGCUGCUGGAGGGCAUCGCUGGGUUUCCUGAGUCUGCCCUGCAGGUUCUUGCCUCAGGGUGUCUGCAGAACAUGCUGCUCAAGUCCCUGUGGAUGGACCCCGUGUUCUGGGAGAGUCAGGGCGGGAGACAGGGACUGAAGCGGGUGCUCCGGACCCUGGAGCGGCGAGGCCAGGUGCUGCUGGAGCACGUCCGCAAGCACAACCUCACCCUCUUCAGGGAGGAGGCCUCGUGAGCUGCCUCGCUGGCGGGGCGCUCCCGGCACCACCUGACCAGGUGAGCACCCAUCCCGGUGGCCACAGUCUCUCGGGUUCCCCCAACUUGAAGACAAACGGGAAAAGCCAGAAGAAACCAGAGGAUACCGUGGAUGUCCCAGAUGUCCCACCUUCUUGGGACAGUGAAGGUGGUGGUGGGUGGUGGGUUUUCCAUCUUAACCACCCUCCUUUCCGCCUUUUCAGCUCUGGCUGUUUCCUCCCUUCCACCAAUAAAUAUAUUCAACAAUGUUCUAUGAACCGCUCCAGAUACUAUGAA